Molecule: messenger RNA, 399 nt
Organism: Morchella importuna
Lineage: Eukaryota; Fungi; Ascomycota; Pezizomycetes; Pezizales; Morchellaceae
Exons: 3
Coding region: 1-399 (132 amino acids)
Source: RefSeq, a predicted model, not a curated record
AUGAUGCCGGCUCACACAGCACAAUAUUCUCUUCCGACUAGUCUUAAUCUUGAGCAAACCACCUCGCUGGGUGCACUGCCGGAUGCACCGCUAGAUACACCGCCAAAUACACCACCAAAUACACCGCGAAACACCCAGGACAUGAACACCCAAGACGCAAACGCCGAGGUUAUAGUAACCGAAGACACAACCAACAUUAAGCUGCAGCAGCUCACGGCCGAAGUGCAGCAUCUCAGAGUUGAAGUGCAGCAGCUCAAGACUGUUGUCCAAAAUGAUGAAGAAAUGCACGGGUUCUACCUUGAUCUUGACUUGUUCUACUUUCACUAUGAUCCCAAUUCGCCUAACCAUAGGGCCAUGGUGAUUCUCAUUUUUCUUGUUUUGUUGGCUUUCAAACUUUGA